Molecule: messenger RNA, 393 nt
Organism: Trichophyton verrucosum HKI 0517
Lineage: Eukaryota; Fungi; Ascomycota; Eurotiomycetes; Onygenales; Arthrodermataceae
Exons: 2
Molecular function (GO): nucleic acid binding; nucleotide binding
Source: RefSeq, a predicted model, not a curated record
AUCAAGAUGGAGAAAGGUCUUCGGGAACAACCAUUCCCAGAUGCUAUCCUCCGAGAAAUGGGCAUUCGUCUUCCUUCUACUCUCAGUGAACUUUCACGAAUUCGUAACAUUGAUCCUGACAAAGUUGAGCGGUACGGCUCAAAGUUCUUAAAACUUAUUGCUAGGUCAAAGAAGUAUUACGAAGAUAUAGCUGGAGGCCAGGAACAAGGCGAAGAUGUUCACGAUCCCAACCACGAAAAUGUUGUUACUAUAAGUAGCGACGACGAGAUAUAUGGUGACUGGACUGAGGAUGAACUAAACUAUGCAGAUGAAGCUCAGAAUCACAGCCCCUACUUCCUAGACGACACAGCCUCAUCCUUUAAGGCAAAAGGUUCGUUAUCGCCUUAUCCAUAA